AUGGAUAGUGAUAGUCCACCAUCGCGGAAGCGGCCGCGCCCGAGGCCAGUCGUCUCUUGUUUGCGAUGUCGGGAUAAGAAGCUGAAAUGCGACCGGGCUACCCCUUGUCAGAAUUGCAUCAAGGCAGUCUGCAUCGCGGAAUGCACAUACAGCCAGCAUCCCGCGCCAAAUCCAUCUAAUUCUCCCGAUCACUCAAAUGCCUCACUUCAAAAGCCGAAACCGAAGUCGAAGAGAGUCCACCUCGACAUCUCCGAGGAAUCCGACCAGCGGGUCCAGCUGGACUCUCCACGGAACAUCGGCAUCAUCGAAGAUCUACAGCGUCGCGUGCUUCAUCUCGAGGAGCUUGCCGCUGUUCAACCAAAUUCGACCGUUUUUGGUCCUCUAAAAGAUGCCACUAUUCAAAGUCCCUGGCCUCAGGAGAAUUCCCCUCUUUCUACUCCUUUCCAAGGAACGUUGGUGAUCAAAGGAUCUCGUUCCCGCUACCAUGGCCAGAAUAACAGGAUUUCCCUUCUAAACCAAUUCCCGGACGCGAAAGCGUUUAUCAAUCAGUGUGGCACGGACUCAAGCCUCGUCGGAUUAGCCAAGGAAGUCCAGUUUCUCCAGAGCAAGUGUCAGAUACCAACGGCUUCUCCCGAGUCUCUGUCAGAGUUGGAGUCCUUCCCAGAAUUACAAUGCCUCCUAGACUCUCUUCCACCUAAACCUCUCUGUGAUCACCUGGUGGAUGUGUAUACAAAGAGCUUCGAAAAGGCCUUGAGGAUUGUUCAUGUUCCCUCUUUCUUACGACAUUACUCUAAACUUUGGGAUGAGACAUUAGACUUGGAGGCUUCUUCGGCCAAAGAUUUCGUUCCUCUCCUCAUGGCCGUACUCACCGUCACUGCUGCUGUACUGGCCACACCUCCUUCGACUGGUAAUACAGCAUCAUGGCGCUACUUGAAAGAAACUGCACCUGGUAACAUACGCGCCUGGCUAAAGAAGUUGCCACGGAAGCAAAGAACAGAAAUUACUACACUUCAAGCCGAGACGCUUCUUUUGCUGUCGUGUCAACUGCAUCUCGCAGAUGCAGAGGAGCUGUGGAAGACUAGUGGGGAGCUAGUGCGCUCUGCGAUGGUUAUGGGUCUUCACAUUAGUACGGACACCUCUACCGAGAUCACUCCUUUUCGAGCAGAAUGUCGGAAGCGACUUUGGAUCACUAUCGCCGAACUGGAUCUUCAGAUGUCUAUCUCCUCCGGGAUGCCAGUCAUGAUUCCAGAACUGGAUUUUAAGGCUCUUACCCCGGCCAACCUUAACGACUCAGACUUCGAUGAGACAACCACGACUCUCCCUUCUGCACGGGAUUUGAGUGAAGAGACCGACUCUUUGUUUCAGAUUUAUCUUGCUGCAUCGUUAUCCCAGCGCAUCAAAACGAUGAACAUGGCCCAACAUACAAACCCGCAGGAUAGCCUGGAGACGCGUUGGAAGCAAAAGCAGACCCUAGAAGAGAGUUUCGAGAAGGCAUCUCUUUGUCUGGAACGAUCUAUUGAACUUGGAGAGCUUGACUCUUCCGGGCGUGCCUUAAAUCGCGUUAUGUUGAACGUUUUUCUCCAUCGGCCUCUCCUUGCUCUUCUGCAACCCGUUGUUACCGCAGGCACCCACAACGAACAUCUCUUAUUCCCCGAGAUUCAACAAACAUUCAUCAAAUCGUCACUUUCUAUUCUUUCAUAUCAGGACUACUUUGAUCCGAAUAUCUCCGGUCUUGGUUUAUUUAACUUGUCAGAGGCAUCCUGGGAAACUUUCCAAGCGUUAUUCCACCAGGACAUCCUGAGCGCUGCCCUGAAUGUCUGCAAAUAUAUGCGAUAUCUAGAUCAAGCAUCGGUGCAGCGAGGUUCGACCAACCACAGAUCCACUUCGUUAACAUUAUCAGGUCAGCCGGUUAGUAGAGUCAGCCUCAUACGACUCGUCGAGAACACUCUGGAGACUUUGACACGUCGCAUUUCUGAAAGAGGGACGAAUGUCAAGGAUAUUCUAUUGCUUUCUGUUGUACUUCAGUCAGCUCGCGGUCGUGGCACGACGACACAGCAAGAUCUACUCAUGUCACAAGGCGCCAGAAAGGCACUAUCGUCCAGCAGACAAUAUUUGCUUUCUAAGCAGUCAGAAGAAGCGAAUCCAUUUUCCGUUUCCGAUAUUGCACAAAUGCCUCAUUCCCCUUAUAUCCCAAUGGGACCGUCACACCAGCUGCCAUCUGCAUCCAACCCUACGCAUCUUGCUGAUCUAUUCGAGCCAUCCUCUGCCCUUGCGGCCGAAUUCAGUAACUUUGAGAGCGACCUAUUUGCGUUAGACGAUGGAUCAUUUUUAUGGAAUUUAUGA
Molecule: messenger RNA, 2343 nt
Organism: Penicillium waksmanii
Lineage: Eukaryota; Fungi; Ascomycota; Eurotiomycetes; Eurotiales; Aspergillaceae
Product: Zn(II)2Cys6 transcription factor
Exons: 4
Coding region: 1-2343 (780 amino acids)
Biological process (GO): DNA-templated transcription; regulation of transcription by RNA polymerase II
Cellular component (GO): nucleus
Molecular function (GO): RNA polymerase II cis-regulatory region sequence-specific DNA binding; zinc ion binding; DNA-binding transcription activator activity, RNA polymerase II-specific
Source: RefSeq, a predicted model, not a curated record